Molecule: messenger RNA, 1525 nt
Organism: Ostrinia furnacalis (Asian corn borer)
Lineage: Eukaryota; Metazoa; Arthropoda; Insecta; Lepidoptera; Crambidae
Product: sucrose-6-phosphate hydrolase-like
Exons: 1
Coding region: 68-1519 (483 amino acids)
Biological process (GO): carbohydrate metabolic process
Cellular component (GO): cytoplasm
Molecular function (GO): beta-fructofuranosidase activity
Source: RefSeq, a predicted model, not a curated record
GCGGAAGCCGUCAAUCUCGAAGCGAUUGUGCAUCAACCGCGACGUCUGAACUCUGAAUCCAAGUACAAUGGGGUAUUUGCCGCAGUUUUCUAUUAUAUGCUGCCUUUUGAUCGGCAUCAAAGCAGCCGUGAACGACCGAUACUACCCGCGAUACCAUCUCGCCCCACCUCAAGGGUGGAUGAACGAUCCCAAUGGAUUCAGCGUCUUCAAUGGCGAAUACCAUUUGUUCUACCAAUACAACCCAUUGUCAAGCCUUGAACCCGGCAUUGCCCACUGGGGUCACGCAGUCAGCGAAGAUCUAUUCCACUGGGAACAUUUGCCAAUAGCAAUGUAUCCAAACAACACAUAUGACAGCUCUGGCGUUUUCUCCGGCAGCGCACUUAUCGAAGACGAUAUAAUGUACCUCUUCUACACUGGAAACGUGAAUCAUCCCAACGAGCAACCAAAUCACGAGCAGCGACAAGCCCUAGCUGAAAGCACCGAUGGUAUCCACGUUACCAAGUAUGAAAAUAACCCAAUAAUUAUGGCAGAUGAUCGCCAGCCAAACAUCCGUGAUCCCAAAGUAUGGAAGCAUGGCUCUAAAUACUACAUGGUUUUGGGAAAUUCUUUUGAAAAUGAUACUCUUGGUCGUGCCCUUCUGUACUCCUCAGAUGACAAAAUAAAUUGGGAAGAAAUUUCUGUCCUUCAUGAAUCAGACGGUUCACUUGGAUUUAUGUAUGAGUGUCCCGAUUUCUUUAAAUUGAAUGGUAAAUAUGUUUUGCUGUUUUCUCCUCAAGGUAUCGAGCCGCAAGGCGACAAGUACAGAAAUCUUUAUCAGACGGGCUAUAUUGUCGGUAAUUUCAAUUAUGAGACAAAUGAAUUCCAUCCUAUAACCUCAUUCCAAGAACUUGAUCAUGGCCAUGACUUUUAUGCUACCCAAACUAUCAAAGAUAACAGGGGCCGUCGGUUACUCGUGGCUUGGUUUGACAUGUGGGAGCGAGAUUACCCACAGGCACAAGAUGGAUUUACCGGUCAAAUGACGAUCGUACGUGAAUUGCAUUUGACAAGAGAUAAUAAGCUUAUUCAGGAGCCGGUUUCGGAGGUUAAAGCGGUGAGAGCGAAUCGUGUACGCCGCGGUAAAGGACGUGUUGGUGAUGUAGUCACAUUUGAAGAUAAAGCUGGCGAGAUAGACAUUUUGGGGGAUAGUUCAGAGGAUUUAGAAGUGGUCAUUGAAGGCGAAGGGUCUACUGUCACGAUUUCUUAUGAUGCUAGUAAUGGCACAGUUACAUUGGACCGUGGUGGUGAUGAUGGAGUCCGCCGCACCGAGUGGAAGCCUAGCGGAAGUAUAUUGAAGUGGACGAUCUACGUUGAUGCCAGUUCUAUCGAAUUGUUCUGCGGCAAGGGAGAGGUGACGUUCUCUAGCAGGUUUUUCCCUGAUGGUGAAGUGUCGGCACGUAUUUCUUCGGGCUGCCCCGACAAGUUUGCUGUAUAUAAUUUAAAACGCACCGUGCAAUCACCUGAAGAUGAAACUGAACGGUAAAAUGUU